GUCACUUUAGGAUAACCAUAAAAGUUACCUUGGGUAUAACUGUGCUACACUGAGGUUAUAGCUGUGACUGUAGCCUAGCCACAACGCUUCCAAAAGCAUUGUGCACCUGCAAAAGGUUUUGACUGUUGAUCUUUCCUGUUAAGCAGGCUGGCACAGAUCCGUAGACACUGUCGCUGUUCUAAGACCGUGGGAAAGAAACUGAGUUGGAGCACAGAGCCCAUACAAACAGUCUUGGUAGGUGGGGGAUAGUUUGCUGUGCACAGGUUAGGAGGGGCGAGCAUCAUGGUGUCCCUUCUGCAGGAGACCCUUCACGAACUCCAGUGCCAGUCUCCUGCCCCCAGCAAGGACUUCCACCACUUCACCAUCAGCAGCUCACAGGUAAUCUGGAGGACUUGGAGGAUUUCCUUUCGACCUGAUCAAGAAAAGAUUUCCCCAAAGGAGGUGAAGAAAUCCCACAAGGAAUUUUUGCUGGAUGAGCAGUUACAGAAGCAAGUGCAGAAUAUCUUUGGCAACAGCAUGCUGGAGUACACAGUUAAUUUAUGUCAAGGGCAUUAUGAUUUCCUAGUCCGAAUGCCUGAGAAUGUGAUUAUACGCAUACUGUCAUUUCUAGACGCCAAUGAUUUUCAACAGCUGUCAAAAACAUGCAAGAAGUUCCAGCAGUUAUGCAGCAGCGAAGAUGUUUGGGAGAGAGUUAAACUGUUCAGUGAUAAACAAGCUCUUGAUAAGAAGACGAUGACAUUCUCAGUUUUCAAGAAGCUAAUGAACUUCAAUCAAAAACCCAAGCAGAUGCAGAGAAGACAGAGCACUUUUUUUUAA
Molecule: messenger RNA, 816 nt
Organism: Struthio camelus australis
Lineage: Eukaryota; Metazoa; Chordata; Aves; Struthioniformes; Struthionidae
Product: F-box only protein 36-like
Molecular function (GO): protein binding
Source: RefSeq, a predicted model, not a curated record